Molecule: messenger RNA, 1599 nt
Organism: Fonticula alba
Lineage: Eukaryota; Rotosphaerida; Fonticulaceae
Exons: 2
Coding region: 1-1599 (532 amino acids)
Source: RefSeq, a predicted model, not a curated record
AUGUCCUUCCAGCCGCCACUCGGGCCUGCCCGGGACACCGACGACCACCCGGGCCCCGUAGCUCCGGGCACCGAGGCUAGCCACUUGACCAUUGACCUGUCCUCCCGGGACCUGGCCUUCAUUCGGUCCACCAGCCGGCCGACCAUCAGCCUCACCUCGCCUCUGGACUACCCGCCCCAGCUGUGGCAAGAGGCCUCGCAAGCGCCCUCGCUGGCACAGGGCAGACAGCUCCCGGGGAGACAGCUCGCGCACUCGGCCCGGGCCGAUCUCAACGCCCAGCUCGCACUGCAGCAGGCCUUGCACCAGGAGUCCCUCUUCCAUCGGUCGGACUGGGAAGUCGACGCAGCUGUCUCAUCGACCGCCAUCGUGCCCAGCAUGGCCGGCCGGCCGGAAUCCGCCGGGCGCUUCCAAGCCCUCAGCGAUGCUGUCCAGAGCAUGGCCCACGAGGUGGCCCUGUCCCCGCCGCCGCGCACCCUCAAUGGCAAGGCACGCGCCAGUCGAGGCGGCUCGACGUCACGGGGACUGCCUGGUCCUCCCCUGGCAGUCGACGAUUCCGACACCUUCAACCAGUAUACCUCGCGCGAGAUGCGCCAACUGGGCAAUCCCUUUUUCGAGCGUGGCAGCAGUGCCGACGAUGGCGGGGCACUGAGUGCCCCGCGCCCCGCCGGCGGGUCGCCCACACCGCUGGCCCUGGCCCCCUCGCCGGAGGACGUGCCCCGCCCGCGCCCGGGCGGUGGCGGCCUCCCCCCGACGGUGUCCACGCUGGCCGAAGAUGACCCGAUGGAGGGGUCGGCCUCGUCGCUGGCCCUGGCCCAGCCGGCCGGCCGGCAGCCCCCCGGGACACACCGGUCGCCCGGAUCGACGCUCUACCCGCGCGAUGCACGCGGCCGAGGCGCCACCUUCAACCUGGCGGCCCCUCCGGGGGACCACCUGUCCGACCAUGCCAUCGACCAGUCGGCCUUCUAUGAGAACCCGAAUCCCGACCUCUGGCAGCCGCGCUGUGGCCCUUCGCCGACCACCGCCUAUGAUGACGCCAAAUCCGAUGCCGGCAGCGAGGGGCCCGACCAAAAGGUCCCCCCCUCGCGGGCAGGCGGCAGGCCCGGGCCCCGGCGGUCGUCCCGCAGCGGCGGCGCCCCCGGCGAAGCCCCCGACCCCUUCCCCUCCCUCGGAGAACAGCGGCAAAGGUGCCUCACCACCCCGGGCGGCCGGUUCCAACGCUACGACGGCUUCUACGAAGACCACAACCCGAAUGUCCUGCCGCCGGAGUACUUUGAGCAGGUAUCCCCAGGUCGCUCGCAGCCGGGCUACCCUGUGCCGGAGGGCGAGGCCGGGCCCCUGGGGCUGGGCGGCGACCCGGCCGGCCGGGGCCUCGGAGUGCCGCGCACGCUGGCCGACUUGCAGGUGGAGCUUUUUGGAUCGGCAGGCGGCGGGGCCCCGCCGCCCCUCCCCGCCGCCGAAGCCCUGAGGAACGGCAGCGCCGGAGUGUGGAUGCUCAUGCCGGCGAUGUGGCUCUUCUGGGCGCUCGACGAUUUGGUCUGGACCCGGGCCAUGAAUUUGCGCUGCCUUUGGACCGAGGAGGCCAGGAGGCCAGACGUAUAG